Molecule: messenger RNA, 3798 nt
Organism: Tachysurus vachellii
Lineage: Eukaryota; Metazoa; Chordata; Actinopteri; Siluriformes; Bagridae
Gene: arsib
Product: arylsulfatase family, member Ib
Exons: 2
Coding region: 646-2349 (567 amino acids)
Source: RefSeq, a predicted model, not a curated record
UGAGACAGAAACACGAGAGAGCUGCAAGAGAAUAAAACCUUUAACACCAGCAGAAACCCAGAGGAACGAGGAGUUGUGUGUUAACGUAAAACUUUUUUCCUCCUUUCUUACUCACCACUUUUUCACUGUGCUGGAAUUUUGCACUGAUCUGUGGAUGUGGAUGUGAGCUGCUUGCUUUAUCGCUCAUUUUCCUUCUUGGUGCUGCUGCAUUGCUUAAAAUGUCCUUCUGGAUUUUAAAGUGGUGUUUUGGUGUCGUUAAGAAUUUAUCAGCAGAGAUGGGACUCGACUCAACAGCUGAGGAUUAAAUGAUUUUCACACAACAGUAGCAGCUCAGUGCUGGGAUUUAAACUCACAACCUUCUGAUUAAUAGCUCAAAUCCUUAAGCAGUGAGUCACCACGUGAAUGUCAGGAAGUGGUUUUUAUGCUUUCUGGACAAGAAAGACACUGGAUUUUAACUCACAGACGUUCUACAGGAGAUGUUAUGAAAAUAAAUGAAGUGGAUUUUAGAGGACAGAAAGAAGCUUGAAAGACUUUUGGACCUUUAACUUGACCCCUGUUCCUCACUGCACAUUCUUAUCUCUAUGGACGUGAGUGAUUCCCCCCCUCAGACCCCUCCCACCCCACUUCACCUCACCAUCCGCUGCCAUGUUGUUCUUGUAUGUUCUGUGUUUUGUGUUGGACCUGGGUGGUGCUCUGUGGGACUGGAUGAAACCCGAUCAGGUGGAGAGCGACUGGGAACAUUUCAGCGGUGUGUUUAAACCCAGAUCUCCUCCUCACAUCAUCUUCAUCCUGACUGAUGAUCAGGGCUUUAAUGAUAUCGGAUACCACAGCACCGAGUUUCACACCCCCACCCUUGACAAGCUGGCAGCUGAAGGAGUUCGAUUGGAGAAUUAUUACGUGCAGCCGCUGUGCACGCCAUCACGCAGCCAGCUCAUCACGGGCAGGUAUCAGAUCCACACGGGCCUCCAGCACUCCAUCAUCCGUCCCCGUCAGCCGAGUUGCAUCCCACUGACUGUAUCCACGCUCCCGCAGCGCCUUCAGGAGGCCGGUUACUCCACCCACAUGGUGGGAAAAUGGCACCUGGGCUUCUACCGUAAGCGCUGCCUCCCGACACACCGUGGCUUCCACACGUUCUUUGGCUCACUGACAGGAAGCGUGGAUUAUUACACGUUCGACUCAUGUGAUGGGAAAUCACUAUGUGGCUUUGACCUGCACGACGGAGACUCGUUAGCAUGGAGUAAAGCGGGAAAAUACUCCACUCACUUGUACACUCAGAGAGUGCGCAAGAUUUUAGCGACACACAAACCGUCUCAGCCGAUUUUCAUUUUCCUGUCGCUUCAGGCGGCUCACGCGCCUUUAAAACCACCCAAGUCAUAUAUUUAUCCGUAUCACAGCAUGGGGAAUGUGCCACGUAGGAAAUAUGCAGCUACCAUCUCCAUUGUGGAUGAGGCGGUGCACAACAUUACGUACGCGCUACGCAAAUACGGCUACUAUCGUAACUCCAUCAUCAUUUUUUCCUCGGAUAAUGGAGCACAGCCCUUCACUGGAGGGAGCAACUGGCCCUUAAGAGGGCGCAAGGGGACUUACUGGGAGGGUGGAGUCAGAGCACUGGGGUUUGUGCACAGCCCACUAAUACGCUACAAGCGCAGGAUUAGCAAAGCACUAAUCCACAUCACGGACUGGUUCCCGACUCUUGUACAUUUGGCCGGAGGAAACAUUUCACAGAAUGAGAAAUUGGAUGGUUUUGACGUUUGGCCGGUUAUCAGCGAAAGUAAAAUGUCCCCCAGGUAUGAAAUCUUACACAACAUCGAUCCUCUGCACCGGAGAGGUUUAGGGUCACUGCAAGAAGGCAAGGGAUUGUGGGAUACGGCGGUCCAGGCAGCUAUAAGAGUGGGAGAUUGGAAGCUUCUCACAGGAGAUCCGGGUCAUGGUGAUUGGGUCCCACCUCAGCUGUUAAGCAGCUUCCCUAUCGGAUGGUGGAACCUGGAGCGAGGAAACGUGGACAAGGAAAAGAAGUCGAUUUGGCUCUUUAACAUAACGGCAGAUCCGUGCGAGAGAAACGACCUGACUGAGAACCGGCCCGAUGUGGUGAAGAAGCUACUCCAGCGCCUGGCCUUCUACAACAGCACAGCCACGGUGGUCCGGUACCCGCCAGACGACCCGCGUGCCAACCCACAGAACAAUGGUGGGGCCUGGAGACCCUGGGUGAAAGACGAGGAGAGUGAGGUGAACUGGGACGGAGUCUACUACAAACGAGGAAGGAACCGGAAAAGGAAGAAGUGUAGGUUCUGUAAGAUCCAAUCUUUCUUCAAGAAACUCAACAAAAAGAUCCUGGCUAGUAGAAUUUGAGGAGAUCUAGAACCUUCUCACUGAGUCAUUUCGCUCUACAGAAGCCAUAUAAAUGACAGAAGAAUGGUCUGAAAAGUAGAACUGGAUUUACAGUCAUAUAAAAUUCAUACAGGCUUAAAGGAUGUAGAUCCGAAACUUGUGAGGUUCUGCAUGAAAUCUUUUAAAGGAAAACCUGCACAUGUUUACUUGAACUCUUCCUUAUAAUUACCUUUAAAUGUUAGUAAAACAAAUGAACAUUGAGAGACGAGUGCAGAAUACACAGAAUACACAGAAUACACACUUUAGACCUGAAUGGAUCCCAGAGUUCAUUUAUUUCAAAGAAUCUCCUCACAAUUGCACCAUAGCUAAGGUUAGUGUUUAGCGUCAGGUGACAUGCAUAAUCAUCACACACUCACCUCGGCACGGCAGUUUGUGUUUAAUUGCUUUUGUAAAACAGAAACAUGGAGUUAAUAUGAAACAGAAAAAAAUGUAAAGUCUGUACUUUAUGACAGAAAAGAUUCAUGUGGGCGUGGCAUUUCUCAUCCUGUGGGCGUGGUAAUUGUUCUUCAUGUGGGUGUGGCAUUUCUCAUCCUGUGGGCGUGGUAAUUGUUCUUCAUGUGGGUGUGGCAUUUCUCAUCCUGUGGGCGUGGUAAUUGUUCUUCAUGUGGGCUUGGUAUUUCUCAUCCUGUGGGCGUGGUAAUUGUUCUUCAUGUGGGCGUGGCCUUCCAUUCUAACACACAGUGGGUUUCUCAACAGUUCAUCACUGAAGGCUUCUUUUCUUUCAUUUCUUCAUACACACAUUUUAACAAAGAUUCCUCUUUCUUCUGACUGUAAUCAGACCUGUAGUUUGAUCUCUAACACAGCAGGAUUUUAAUCUGAGCCUGAAAUUUAGUCAGACGUCGAGACAGAAACUCCAAACGGGAGGAAAUAUUUUACACUUCAAGACGUUGAUGUAUUUAAAUCAACUUGUUUCUCAGUCUCUACAUCACUGUGGAAAAGUUAGGAACAUUAAAGCUGUAAAAGACCCCAGAGCUCCAGAACCCAGAGCUCCAGACCCCAGAGCUCCAGAACCCAGAGCUCCAGACCCCAGAGCUCCAGAACCCAGAGCUCCAGACCCCAGAGCUCCAGACCCCAGAGCUCCAGACCCCAGAGCUCCAGAAGCAUGUGGAGUCACAUGGUUAGUCUCCUGAUCUCAUUCAUUAUCUUACUGUGAACUUUGGUUUAAAUAAUAAAACUUUGUUGGUGUAAAAGGACUUAAAGACAUUUUGCUCAUCAGGAUGAAAGUGUGUGCACUGACAGAUCAGUCACACCGUGUGUGUGUGUGUGUGUGUGUGUGAGGUCAGUGUUACACUUGUGUUAUGAUGAUUAAUGAUGAGUUGUGUGAUGAUGUUUGUAUUACAGUAACUCUGUAGAAUCUGAUCCUGAUCCAUGAGAAUCUUGUCUCUGUAUUAAAACCGUAAACUCGACUGU